Molecule: messenger RNA, 1278 nt
Organism: Pseudo-nitzschia multistriata
Lineage: Eukaryota; Bacillariophyta; Bacillariophyceae; Bacillariales; Bacillariaceae
Source: the annotation of a GenBank genome assembly
AUCAUCCGACCACAUCUGCCAACCAGGUACGUACGUACUCGUACGUACAAGAUGCUAUGAGUAUCACCCCCCCUUUGGUUUGGUACGUACCGUACGUAACGAUUGGUACUUGGUACUCUCGCACUUACUCGAACGCUUUGCCGUGGCAAAACGGUCGACAAAUCCGUGGCGUACCGUACGGUACCGAAAACCUAAGACGAAUUGUUACAGAACAACACGUACGAUUACUCGUACAAUACCGAACAAACAUUUCUKGUAGUCAAAUCCAAAACAAAUCCGAAACAUUGUGAUUGUUUCCUCGCUCAUAUCGACAGAGUUGCAUACUGCUCUGCAAAAAUCACAGCAGCCGUUUGAAUUUCAAGCUUCAAAGACUACUCGUCGUACCAUCAUGUUUGGUCAGAAAUCAGUCCCAUCUCCAACGAGGAGUGUUCUUGUUUUUCUGUUACUUGCUCUGUUGAUUGUUGGAGAGGCUUUGGUUGUGGAAGGAUUACAGAAUCUGAUCCCGAAGGGUCUCGGUGGGCUCGGGAACGCUAAUAAUCGUGGCUCUACACYAUCGGCCGAAAACCUGGAGAAUGAGUUGCUCCGAACAAUAAGYGAGCUUGGAGACGAAAACCGUUUGUCUUCCAACAAAAGCAUCCAAGAACUCGUGRCCGAACUCGAAAAGACACCCAGCAUUCCGCAACCCGCCAUUAGCCCUUCGGUGUAUGGAAGAUGGAGGUUGAUGCAUACGGACAACGCAAAUACGGCUAGUCCAAUCCAGAGGAAGGCAGUGAGUUCGGGUGCCUUUCCGAUCUAUCAGGACAUUGUUCUCAACGACGCCGGACAGCUGAUCGUCAGCCAGGUGGUGAAGUUUAGCGAAACGAACGAGCUCAAGGUCGAUGCUCUCGCUUCUACCUCAGCCUAUCCUUUAAAGGAACUCACGGAAAGAAAGGGGGAUGGAAAAUUAUUGGGGUUGAAUAUUCUAGGCGUUUCCCUUGUUGGGGAGGAAGCCCAGGAAGACGAAAACCGACCUGACUCCCGCAUAGAUUUUGUCUUCGACGAAGGAAGAUUCGAAUUUGGUCCUGAUUUAUCUAUACCCUAUCCGGUUCCUUUCCGUCUACCGAUUCUUCGAGAUGCUGUCAAGGGGUGGAUCGAUAUCACAUAUCUUUCGGAGAAAGUSAGAAUUUCGCGAGGAAACAAAGGAACGACGUUCAUCUUGUUGAAAGAAUAGGCAGUCCUCUGGCYCACGUACUGUUGCCUCUUUGAGUGAUGAAGAGAAAAUAAAUCAUUUAUUUUUUU